CUAGGUCGCCAAAAACAACGGCCAGGCCGCGGCCAGGGUUGGCAAAAGUGGGUGACGGGGUUGGCGUGGUAUAAAAGGCGAUGGGGAGCGUCGGAAAGGCAUCAGUCCAGCAGUGACGAUCAACGAGACACCAUCGCAUCUCCCCCGUGCAUCAUGAUGAAGUUGUUUGUGUUGGCUGCCCUGGUGGCUGCGGCCCAGGCUGGCUUCCUGCACGACCACGUCGACCUGGACGACGGUCCCGCACUGUCCUACGCCUCCAGCUACAGCCACAGCUACGCCCCGUCCAUCGCCUACUCUGCUCCGAUCAUCAGAGCCGCCCCGAUCGCCUACUCCACCCCCAUCGUCAAGUCCUACUCCACCCCCAUCGUGAGGACCUACUCGACCCCCAUCGUCAAGUCCUACUCCACCCCCAUCGUGAGGACCUACUCCACCCUAUCGUCAAGUCCUACUCCACCCCCAUCGUGAGGACUUACCCCAUCGUCAAGUCGUACUCCACCCCCUCGUCAGGACUUACCCCAUCGUCAAGUCGUACCCAAUCAUCAAGUCCUACUCCGCCCCCCUCGCCUACAGCGCCUACUCGUCCUCUGACUUCGACCUCCCUUUGGACACCGGCUACUCGUCCUGGUAA
Messenger RNA from Thrips palmi, 628 nucleotides. Its product is annotated as vitelline membrane protein Vm26Ab-like. The transcript has 2 exons. Lineage: Eukaryota; Metazoa; Arthropoda; Insecta; Thysanoptera; Thripidae. The coding region runs from base 154 to 465 and encodes 103 amino acids. The record is from RefSeq and is a predicted model, not a curated record.